UUCUUUUGCCCAAAAAGGAUGACUUCUCCGGCGUCAACCGUCGAGAAGGGAGUCCGUCGAAGGUUACCACCGCCACUCAAUCGAAUGGGAUUGUUCGAGCCAUAUAUUAAGGAUGGAAAGAAAAUUACGGAAAUUGUCAGGCUGAACCCAGUGGAAGUAUUUUUGGCUGGAUUCAUUCCACCAAUGUUUGGAUCAAUAUCAGCUAUUGCAAUUGCCCUAAUAUUCCAUAAUGAUGAAAUCAGUAACUAUAAUUGGCAGUGUGGUCGGGCUCGUCUUCCCUCACUCUCCAGAAUUAUUAAUUUACCAGUUGAACGUACGUUUUGGCAACUUUUUCUCUUGUUUCAUGUGCCUAUUCGAGUUGUUGAGCUGAUCACAGGAUUUUCCCGAUACAAACGAAUGAGAAAUGUGAACUAUAAACGUGUAUGGCUAUAUGAAUUAAGUCGAUAUUUGUACUUUGUCGUUGGUUUAUUGGAACUGAUUUUCUUAUCGGGCUUAUCAAUUAUUGGCGAACGGGAAAAUAUUCAAGUUCAUGUGAUUUUCUUCUAUGUUUUUGGAAUCUGUGGAAUUGUUCACAUGAUUUCAAACAUUUUCUGUCAUGCUCAUUCAUUGUAUUAUCUGAAUCCAUAUGGCCGAUUAUCAUACUACUUGAAAAUUCUUUUCACAUCACUGUACGUUCUAUCUACUCCAAUUCUCAUUGCUUCAUUUAUUCUCUACUGGAGAAAAUGUAUAACUUGGGCGUACGAUGUUUUCGCGUUAUGUGAAUACAGUGGAGUGUUCCUAAAUAUUUGCUUCCACGGAUGUGCAUUCUUUGACAUUCGAUACAAAGUCACUUUCAGUGUGCGAAAAAUCGAAGACGUUGUUCAGAAUGAGCCAAACAAGCAAGCAAUUGAAGCUCUUCCAGAGAAACAUUAAAUUAUUAUUUUUGAAACCAUUGAUAUUUUUUUAAUUGCAAAAAAGAGAAAAGUGCGAGUGCAAUCAAUUCCAGUCUUUCCAUCCGAUUCCAUAUUUGUACAUUACUGUAUUUUUAUUUUAUUUUAUUUAUUCUAUUAAUCAAAACCAUCACCUGACAAAAUCAAAGAUUGUAGGUGAGUUUUGUUGUGCUUCCAUUUUUUUAAAUUUUAACUUGUGUUUUUUUCAAUUGUUUUUUUAUUUGAGAAGUUUCAAAAUUUAUUAAAACAAAUAAAAAUAUUAGACAUUU
Caenorhabditis elegans is the source of this 1198-nucleotide messenger RNA. RefSeq names its product Post-GPI attachment to proteins factor 2-like (gene bus-24). The transcript is spliced from 8 exons. The record is from RefSeq and is marked reviewed. Gene Ontology annotation, cellular component: Golgi membrane. Bases 19 to 912 code for a protein of 297 amino acids. NCBI's taxonomy places the organism in Eukaryota, Metazoa, Nematoda, Chromadorea, Rhabditida, Rhabditidae.